This is a messenger RNA of Diachasma alloeum, 1378 nucleotides long. RefSeq lists its product as uncharacterized. Lineage: Eukaryota; Metazoa; Arthropoda; Insecta; Hymenoptera; Braconidae. The record is from RefSeq and is a predicted model, not a curated record. Bases 238 to 1032 code for a protein of 264 amino acids. The transcript has 4 exons.
UGAACUCCGCACAUGAUUCUCGCGAUUCUCGUUCAUCACAUUUUCCGCCCGAAAAAAACGUUUCCUCUACGUUAUCGUUAAUUAUUCAACAACAAAACAAGAAAAUGUGGAGAAUAAUUUGUUGUCGAUCGUGAAAAGUUGCGGUGGCAGUUCUGUUUGAAGUCGAAACAAUGACUCGUUGACAUGUCUCUUGGUUAAUCAAUUAUUGUUUGAGAAUACUCGUGUCAGUAAUCCGAAAUGGAUUUGAGAUUGAUUGUGCAUUCACGUAAAUCAGUGUACGAUGAUGUGGUGAUCAGUCGGGAUUGCGUGGUUAAUUAUGCAGGGGGUGAGAGUCCAGGGAAGAGAGUUCGGGUGCGGAUGAAUAGGAAGGGAUUCAGUGGAGACGUUGCUUCGGCAUAUGUUCAUUUGUUGCGAUCCUCUGGGGUCUAUAGGGCAUCAGCUAUUAGACCUUUGCAUGAGUUGACCUGGGGAGCAGUCCAGGAUGGGAAGGAGCCCGUGGUUUUCAUGAGGCUCAGGAUGCCGAGGAAACAGUUCCUGGAUUACAAUUGGGGCGAGAGGGUGACACAAAUGGCAAUGGAGAGGAGAGAGAUUGAUUACGCUUUAUCCUGGUUAUCCACCCUCGGUGGUGCCUUCUCAGCGAUGGGAGAUCACUUCGCGCACUGUGCCCAAAUUGCUGGUAAAAUAUCAAUUCAGCAAUUCAAACUAGCUCUACGUCUGGGGGAUCCACUUCUAGUCGCUCGUUGCAAGCUAUUCGCUGCCCUGAGUCUCAUUCAACAGAACAAACUUAAAAUUCCGAGGCAAAUAAUACCCGAAAUUUAUAAUUAUGCUGUUGAUAAUAAGGACACUCAUCUGAAGAAAAUGUGUCAGGGUAUAUGGGCCAAACUGAAGUACCACUAUUUCCUGGAGAAAUCUAAUAAAAGGGUUCACAGAUGGAAAAACAAUCGAGAUGACGUCCGAAAGAUAGUCCACCCGGGGCUUCACAAAAAAAUCCAUUCGAAUGAAAGAAACUCACAUCAGUGGAAACCCCAGUAAACACCAUAGCAUGUGUCAUAGCGGACUCCCCAUAGAUGAGCCUGUCAGCCUUGGUGAGUCCCAACUGUAUGUCAACCCCAAAGACCGCAGCGAUAUCAUGAGCUUUGAUAUCUAUAAUUCCAGACUUAGAGGCGAAUCUCUUGGCGACUUCACAGCCAAACCAAACGGCCUCCCCGGUUUUGAUGCUGUUAGCAGCCAGUGACAUGAGCAACUCUGGCGGCUGAUUAUUGUAGAGUGUUCUCCGUCCACCUACGAAAUUCCCGAGGCACUCAACCUGGUACAAAUGGCCAAAGGGAUUCGAUGGUCUUGGAUCGGUGACGAGACAGACCUUGUCGUCGACGUUGAA